AUGCUCUCGGCGCGCGGCGCGGGCCGGAAGUGCGGGGGCGGGGGGGGGGGGCCCGGGGCCUCCUCAGGAGCCGCCGCCGCCGCCGCGCCCGGACCCCCCCGGACCCCCCGCACCGGCACCGGCACCGCCGCGCCGCCCCCCCCAGCCCCGGGGGGGCCUCCCGAGCCCGCCGCGGCCCGCCGGGAGCGCUGCCACGGCUUCCUGCAGAGGGAGAGCCCUGCACAGACAGGAGAGGAAAUCCGGGAGCUGGACAUGGUGCCCGAGGCGUUGCUGCACCCUGAGCGCCCCACCUUUAUCGAGCGGUUGGCAGGGAGCUUCACCAAGAGGAAACGAUCCACGCCGCAGAAAUUUGUGGGUGAGAAGCAGAUGCGUUUCGCCCUCUCGGAGCUGCCCUUCGAUGUGAGCCCCGGCUUCGACAAGGACGUGGAGGUGGUUCCGUCCCGCGGCCACGCUCUGGAGCCGCCCUACGCCGGCCCUCUGUCCCUGCUGGGCGCCGGCGACCCCCUGCGCCCGCUCCGCUUGGCCACCAACUGCAUCACCGAGGUCACGCCGGUCAUCAGCUCCGUGUACACGCAGAUCCAAGCGCUGCCCGCCCGCCUCGAGCUGCCGCGGGGCCGCGAUUCCUCCGAGGACGGCGCCGAGGGCAUCCCGGUGAUUUUCCGCAGCCGCUCCAGCGGUGGUGCCGCCGAUAGCGGAGCUUCACCCUCCAACGGCUGCCAGGACUCCACGGACACCGAGAGCAUCCAGGAGGAGCGGGCGGGAGGCGGCAGCAGCCGCCACAGCCCCGCUUAUGCCAAGGAGGAGCCCAAGGAGGAGGCGGAUGGAGCAGCUCGGUGUUACCCCAAGGAGUCCCUGAGGGUGCUCAACGAGGAGGGCGAGCAGCUGCGAGCCUUCUGCUGCGAGCACUGCCGGGUGCUCUUCCUGGACCACGUCAUGUUCACCAUCCACAUGGGCUGCCACGGCUUCAGGGACCCUUUCGAGUGCAACAUCUGCGGCUACCGCAGCCAGGACCGCUACGAGUUCUCCUCGCACAUCGUGCGCGGCGAGCACAAGAUAUGAGGUGGGGAAACUCCCCCUUGCUGCCUCGGAUUUCCUGAUUUUACCCCGAUUUUCACCUCUGAAAUUGUGCUCGGGGUACACGAGAUGUGAGGUGGGAAAACGCCCCCUUUUCCUGCCUCAAAUUUCCUG
Messenger RNA from Zonotrichia leucophrys gambelii, 1188 nucleotides. It is a transcript of the gene IKZF4, whose product is annotated as IKAROS family zinc finger 4. Gene Ontology annotation, biological process: regulation of transcription by RNA polymerase II. NCBI's taxonomy places the organism in Eukaryota, Metazoa, Chordata, Aves, Passeriformes, Passerellidae. The coding region runs from base 1 to 1059 and encodes 352 amino acids. Gene Ontology annotation, cellular component: nucleus. Gene Ontology annotation, molecular function: DNA-binding transcription factor activity; RNA polymerase II transcription regulatory region sequence-specific DNA binding. The transcript is spliced from 4 exons. The record is from RefSeq and is a predicted model, not a curated record.